AGAUAUUUUAUUCAUGCCUUAUGUUGGAGCAACUGGAGAACCGGCUUCCCUGUGGCCUAGAUGUUGUAAACACAUAUGCAUUUGUAGAAGGAAAAAAAAUAUUUAUAUAUUUUUGGAGAAAAUUUUAAUCUUUUGGAGGAAGAGUGGACCUUCAGAGAGAGAGAGAGAGCAAAUGACACUCCUGUAGCCUCAAAGUAACGCACUAGUGCAACAAAAAAAAAAAAAAAGACAAAAAGGCUGAAGUGGGUUUGAAGCAUGGGCUGUGCUUCAAGUAUUCAUAUCUCUGAUAGGGUGGUCUACCACAGUGGAAAAGAGUCUGAGGAUUCCCACUCACCCCAGCAGACUAAUACAACUCAGCAUCAAGGAAAUCCUGCCUCUGGACUACCCCUAAAACCCCCUAGCUGCAAGACCACAUUAACGGAGGUGCAGUUUGGACCAAUGAAGCUAUUUAAAGACCCACUUCAGGUACUUUUAGUUUUUGCCAAAGAGGACAGUCAAAGUAAUGGCUUCUGCUGGGCGUGUGAGAAGGCCAACUACAGGUGCAGCAUGGCGCGGACGCCUGAAUCCGCUCUUGAAUGCUUCUCAGAGAAGCAUCACGACCUUGUCAUCAUUGACCACAGACAUUCCAGACACUUUGACGCUGAAGCACUGUGCCGGUCAAUUAGAGCGGUCAACUCCUCAGAAAACACUGUGAUAGUCGCCGUUGUGAAAAGGCCAGACAGAGAGGAAGCCGCUGUGAUGCCGCUGAUCAAUGCUGGCUUUAAUAGGAGGUAUGUGGAAAAUGCCAAUAUGAUGGCCUGCUACAAUGAGCUGCUACAGCUGGAGCAUGGAGAGGUGCGGGCACAGUUCAAACUGAGGGCUAGCAAUGCCAUAUUCACAGCUCUGGAACAAAGCCAAGACGCCAUAGAGAUCACUUCUGAAGAUCAAGUUAUUCAGUAUGUGAAUCCUGCCUAUGAGUCCAUCAUGGGCUACCAACAAGGCGAGCUUAUAGGGAAGGAGAUAAUAGAAGUGCCUAAAAGUGAGAAGAAUAAGCCUGAUCUUCUUGAAACGAUAAACUCCUGUAUACUAAAAGGAAAGGAGUGGCAGGGGAUUUAUUAUGCCAAAAAGAAGAAUGGAGACAACAUUCAGCAAAAUGUGAAAAUCACACCUGUAAUCGGACAGGGAGGAAAAAUCAGACACUAUGUGUCUAUCAACAGGCCUUUAAAUGAUAAUAAUAAGAGUGAAAAAUCCACUGAACGUGUGCAGGCAGAGUCGCAAACAGAUAUACAAUCCAGUAAGCACAAAGACCGAAGGAAAGGCUCUCUGGAUGUCAAAUCCAUCACGUCUCGAGGGAGCGAUGGGAGCUCGCAGAGAAGACACUCCUCGAUGGCCCGAAUUCACUCCAUGACCAUAGAGGCUCCCAUCACUAAGGUCAUAAACAUCAUAAACCAAGCACAGGAAAGCAGUCCUAUGCCUGUGGCAGAGGCCUUGGAUCGAGUACUGGAAAUCCUGAGGACUACAGAGCUGUAUUCCCCACAGCUGGGCACCAAGGAUGAAGAUCCCCACACCAACGACCUUGUUGGAGGGUUGAUGACGGACGGUUUACGGAGGUUGUCAGGAAAUGAGUACAUCCUCGCCACAAAGCAGCCCCACCAUCUGCCGAGUCACCUGGCAACUCCCCUGUCGUUAAACGACAUCCCCCCUCGGAUUGCUCAGACCAUGGAAACCGAAGCAUCAUGGGAUUUUGACAUCUUUAACCUGGAGGCUGCAACCAUGAAAAGGCCUUUGACCUUUUUAGGUCUGAAGAUUUUCUCCCGCUUUGGGGUGUGCGAGUUUUUAAACUGCCCUGAAGCUACUUUGCGCUCCUGGCUGCAAGUCAUUGAGGCCAACUACCACUCCAGCAACUCCUACCACAACUCUACCCAUGCUGCUGAUGUCUUGCAUGCAACUGCCUAUUUUCUCUGCAAGGAGAGGGUCAAGCAAAGUUUGGAUCCCAUUGACGAAGUAGCUGCUCUGAUUGCUGCCACUGUGCACGAUGUGGACCAUCCGGGCCGGACAAACAGUUUCCUGUGCAAUGCAGGAAGUGAGCUGGCCAUCCUCUACAAUGACACAGCUGUGCUAGAGAGCCACCAUGCUGCCCUGGCCUUCCAGCUCACAACGAGAGAUGAUAAGUGCAACAUUUUCAAGCACAUGGAAAGGAAUGAGUAUCGAACAUUAAGACAGGCCAUCAUAGAUAUGGUCCUCGCUACGGAGAUGACCAAACACUUUGAACACGUCAAUAAGUUUGUGAACAGCAUCAACAAGCCGCUGGCUGCUCUGGAAGAGAAUGGGGGAAACAGCGAUGAAGAAUCUGUCAAGAGCGUCCUGACGUCCCCUGAGAACCGCAUCCUCGUCAAGCGGAUGCUGAUCAAGUGCGCAGACAUCUCUAAUCCAUGCAGGCCUUUGGAGCUCUGUAUAGAAUGGGCUGGGCGCAUCUCAGAGGAGUAUUUUGCACAGACAGAUGAGGAAAAGAGACAAGGUCUACCAGUGGUCAUGCCUGUGUUUGACAGAAACACAUGUAGCAUCCCAAAGUCCCAGAUUUCCUUUAUAGACUACUUCAUCACAGACAUGUUUGAUGCAUGGGAUGCUUUUGCGGACCUCCCUAAUCUUAUGCAGCACUUGGACAACAACUUCAAGUACUGGAAAGGCCUUGAUGAGCGGAAGCUGCACAGCCUGCGACCGCCUCCAGAGUAGCUGCUGCAUCAUUGGGACCCUUGCACGCACCUGAAACCAGGGCAGAACCUUCUUUCCGCCUGCUAGGGCGUCUCUCUACCUGUCGGCCCAGGCCACACAGGACGUCCUCGCCUCCACUCUCUUGCUUCUGUAGCACGCAGAGGGCCGACAUGUCCGUCCACAACAGAAACCCACAGAGAGACUUCCUGACACUGCUGAAUUGCUGGUGGAUAUACAAGCCUGUGUGAUUGGAACUGUGACCGUCGAACAAGGACAUCCAGCAUAUGUACUUCUACACUCGCAGUGUAGCUGUUGGCAUGACUGAAAGAGGGGCGAGGGUCCUCACAGGUCCUGUGGCAAUGCAUUCAUCCUUUGAUUAUCACGGAGGCACUCCCGGGUGCCUGCGAAGUUGCUGUUAGGACUUCAAAACUGUGUCUACACCACGUAAAGCCGUGUAAUCACUUUAGGCGUCUAGCUUCUGCACUCGCAGCGAGGCAGGGACGCUCCUAGAAACUUUUGGAGGCCACGUUCAUGAAAGUACACUCCACCGCUUAUCUUUUGUUUGUUUGUUUUCAGGCAAUAUUUCCACGUGUUCUACAGAAACACAAAGUUGACACAAAGCUGUAAUAACAGCAAUGAGAGCAGAUUCUUCCUUCAUCUGGGUUGGACCUUAGUCCCAGGCCACUGCUCUUAGAAAAAAAAAGAAACUCUAUAUCUUGGUCAUAGAUAUCUAAUUAAAGGUUAUUUGGUAUGCUAGGUUUUUUUUUUUCUUAAAGGUUUCAUAUUUCCUAUAUUAAAAUCCACCAA
This is a messenger RNA of Cyprinodon variegatus (sheepshead minnow), 3498 nucleotides long. RefSeq names its product high affinity cAMP-specific and IBMX-insensitive 3',5'-cyclic phosphodiesterase 8A-like (gene pde8a). Lineage: Eukaryota; Metazoa; Chordata; Actinopteri; Cyprinodontiformes; Cyprinodontidae. Gene Ontology annotation, biological process: regulation of DNA-templated transcription; positive regulation of ERK1 and ERK2 cascade; signal transduction. The record is from RefSeq and is a predicted model, not a curated record. Bases 256 to 2712 code for a protein of 818 amino acids. The transcript has 22 exons. Gene Ontology annotation, molecular function: 3',5'-cyclic-AMP phosphodiesterase activity.